Molecule: messenger RNA, 3963 nt
Organism: Polyodon spathula (Mississippi paddlefish)
Lineage: Eukaryota; Metazoa; Chordata; Actinopteri; Acipenseriformes; Polyodontidae
Product: probable G-protein coupled receptor 149
Exons: 4
Coding region: 363-2543 (726 amino acids)
Biological process (GO): neuropeptide signaling pathway
Cellular component (GO): neuron projection; membrane
Molecular function (GO): G protein-coupled receptor activity; neuropeptide binding
Source: RefSeq, a predicted model, not a curated record
ACCAGGGUGGUGUCUUUUGGCACUGGCGUUUGCAAUUCGAGUCUACACUUUACCUUUAUGCCAAAUGAGCGGCAGCUAGAAAACAGAGACUUGCAGCUUCAGAACCGGUAUGGUGAACAAGCCUUUAAAUUCAACCCGAGGAUUGUUUUAUCGCCUCGGCUGGAUGUGGCGUUAGUAAGCGCGCAGAGAACGAGAAGAAAGCUUCAUCUGUUCCAUAGAACACUGGAAUCCUGGAUAUCAACCCCUAACAGUGCCAGUACACUUACUUUGGUGGAGUUCUGGCAACUGAGGAGCUGCAGUCAGGCUGGAUCGGAAUAAGCGAUAUUGAAGUAUCUAAAGGAGGUACGAUAAUCUUCAUUAAUAUGUCAGCAACACCCAGCCACCUGCCUUUCAACCAAACCAGCCUUUUUACAGAAACAUAUGAAAGAAUGGAUUCGCAAAAUGGACAAGGACAAGGAAACGCGGUGCUCUUCUGCUUGUCGUUGAGUAUAACGAUUCUAACUUUUGCCGGUAGCAUCUAUUCACUGUUGUCUUUGCUGAAGAUGCGGAGUAAGACCUCGCUUUCCCUUAUUGUGGCGUCUCUCUCCGUAGACGAUUUAAUUAGCGUGAUACCUUUAUCUAUAUUUCUGUUCAUACAAUGGGGGAGCAAAGACCAGCCCAGCGCACUGUGUAGUUCAUCAGCGCUUCUGUAUCUCUUUCAGGGGGUAUCAAGCAAUUUAAAGGCGUCGUUGAUUGUGUCUUACACUUUUUAUAUAACCAAACGGUUUGGAGCUUUCCAGGCUGCCAAACAACCACUGAAAAUAAUAUGGGCUAUAGUAGCUAUAUGGAUAGUCAGUUUGAUAGUAAGCAUAUUACCUUUAUGUGGCUGGGGCACCUUUGCGCCCACACAUUGGGGCUGCUUUACAAUGAGUCCCAGCUCCUAUGUGAUCUUCCUUUUUGUUCUGUAUGCCUUGUGUUUCUGCAAAGUCGUAGCUUUUUCCAUACCUCUUACAAACCAGCUGCUGUGCUCGGGCGACCAACAAAAGGGAUUGAAUCCCAGCUAUUCCGAGAUUGAAAGAAUACCAGUUGCAGAUGGGGCGGCACUGGUUAGUAACAUCUCGUCUCUCCCUCAAGGAGAACCCCUGGAGAAAAGUUUUAGGAGUUGUGAGGAGACGAAUCGGGAUUCUGUGCCUGUGCUUGUAAAGAACAAAGUGGAGACUUAUUCUUCUUCCAGCCCGACGACUUCUCACUAUCAGACGGAUGUGGAGAACUCCAGAAAUUCUCCUGUGUUUUUUGCUCAGAAACGUUUUUCUUUAAUUCUGGCUAUGGUUAGAAUAAUUUUGUGGAUGCCAAUGAUGAUACAGAUCUUGGCUAGUCAUGUCCUUCAAUUCAAGAGCCAGUCUGUUGAGACCCUGAGUUUUGUUCUGACCUUGCUCUCUGCUGCAGUCACGCCAGUAUUUGUUCUUUCCGAACGCUGGAUCCACCUGCCAUGUGGUUGUUUUAUUAAUUGCCGGAGAAAUGCAUACGCUGUGUCUUCAGACACAAGGGUCAAAAAGAAAGGUUUUGAAUUCAGCUUGUCCUUCCAUCGAGGGUAUGGAAUUUACAAAAUAGACCAGGCAAACAAUUGCUCUGCUGAAAAAUCCGUAUCAUAUCACAACUUUAUGAACUACGGCACCAAGUGGACAAAAACUGAUCCCAUAGAAAGUAAUCCGCCGAGCCGCGCCAACCUUGGUUUCAGAACCAUAACUUUGAGGGACAGCUCCUUGCAGACAGAACUCAACAAAGCAAUCAAGUCGGAGACAAAGCCUUGCAGCGCCGCCGGAUCUAACGCAUUUUACAGCAGCACUGCUGGAACGACAAUCAACGACAACAAUCUUGAUGGGUUGCCUGUGUUUGACGGCCCUGAAAGGAGAUUGUCCCACGAAGAAUCUCGCAAGCUAGAGCUCGCAGACUGGGAAUGGUGUCGAAGUAAAUCUGAAAGAACACCUCGACAGAGAUCCAGUGGGGGAUUAGCUAUUCCGCUUUGUGCAUUUCAAGGAACUGUGUCACUUCAUGCACCCACUGGGAAAACUCUCUCACUUUCCACUUACGAAGUCAGUAGUGAUGGUCAAACAAUAACCCCAACCAAUAAGAAAAUCGAAGUUUAUCGCUCAAAAAGUGUGGGGCACGAGCCUAACACAGACGACUCUCCAAACAGCAUUGCAGACACCAAUGUAAAAAUUCAUUUGGAAGUGCUUGAGAUCUGUGACAAUGAAGAGGCCAUGGAUACAGUGUCUAUAGUUAGUAACAUCAGCCAGUCUUCUACCCAUGCCAGAUCGCCAUCACUACGGUACUCCAGAAGAGAAAAUAGAUUUGUAUCCUGUGACUUGGGCGAGACUGCUUCUUACUCAUUGUUUAUACCCUCAAACAAUCCUGAUAGUGAUAUUAAUAUAUCUAUUCCCGACACUGUGGAGGCUCACAGACAGAACAGUAAAAAGCAGCACCGGGAAAAAUCUGGUUACCAGGAGGAGAUCCAAUUAUUAAAUGAGGUUUAUAGGAAACAGGAAGAGGAUACGGAUAAGUGAAUGAGGGCAUGUUUCAAGCUUAAUGUCCGUUUGUUACAUUUUUGCUGAUGUUGUGUGAAUGCAAAAAAACCCCAAACAAACUAACAAAAAAACCCCCAAAAAACCAAACAAAAGCUCAACCAUACAUAUUUUAUACAUAACACUUAGCAAAAUUCUUUCAAAUGUUACUGAAUAUGAUAAUAACUCAAUGCUGGAGCAACAGAACCACAAGCCACUCCGAAUGAUUGCAAACAACACACAACAGCAAACAAAACAAUUCAAAUGAUACAUGAAGCUAAUAGGUGGUGGUAAGAGAGUGGUUGCACUGUAAUAAUGAUAAUGAUGAUGAUAUUGAUGAUUAUGUUGAUUGUUAUAUUGCAUAAGCCAACAAUUAAAGUAUAUGUACAAAAAAGAAAGAACUGUAGUACAUAACUGUUAGAAAUAUCAAGUGGAAGGAAUUCUACAACACAAAUGCCAGAGCCAGUAUUAAAAAAAGUAACAUAACAUUCCAGAAACACUAUCGAGUUUAGUCAGCAGGUAACAUUACUCACAGUCUAUUACACAUACUCUGUCUGUGCAUGGGGAAAACAAAGUUAUUGCCAUAAACCCGAUAUGCUUAAUCUAACUUUGUAAUCAUCUAUGUGUAUAGAAUGUUUUCACAAAUCAAAUUCGCCUUUUGUAUUGCUGUUCUAUUCAAAAGCAAAACAGGUUUUGGUGUAUAUCUGCCACUACAUGUACCAUUACUGUUAUUGUUUUGUUUUGAUUCCAUAUGUAAAAUGAAUUUAGGAAAUAACACUGUUAUAGGCUACCCCUGUGGUGUUGAUUGAUAGGUAGGGGUUUUUAUGAUCACAAAAUGUGAGGUUUAAUUUGUGGUAUUUUAUUUUUAUUUUGUUGUAUAUAUUGUAACUGGUGCAUAAGGUUUGUUUGUGCUAUUCACAAUUCAAUGUCAUGUGAUUCCUUACAAACCAAGGCACUUUUGUAUGCUUUUGUAUUAAGGUGGUCCAUCUGCAACGUAUGGAGAUCUGGGGAAAAUGCAUUGCUGUAAUAAACAGUGGUAGUACUGCCUGUGUGUUGAGUUUAAUGUUUCAGUCGUCAAGUGGCAUCUCUCCCAGAUAGGAAUGUGGCAUACUCAGCUGUAAAUGUUAAUUUUAUCUCAGAUACUCCAGGAAUGAGAAACACUGAAAAACAACACAAUACGCAGAGGUCCCUAUUAAAUAAGCAGCCCUUUGGUGACAAGCUGAACCUGGUCUCACUGCACUAUAUCCUGGCAGAAAGACUCAUCUUUCAUUCCAAGCAUGCUGUGUUCAAAUCAAUGACCUAUAAAGUGGGUGAAGAAGCAACAUCCAAAUAGUAGUCUGAUGAAAUAUUAGCUGCCCGUGUCAGAACACAACAUGAAUAAAAGAAUGAUGAAAUAAUUUUCCCUUGCUCUCUGGUGACAUGU